Messenger RNA from Cricetulus griseus (Chinese hamster), 3274 nucleotides. The record is from RefSeq and is a predicted model, not a curated record. Lineage: Eukaryota; Metazoa; Chordata; Mammalia; Rodentia; Cricetidae.
ACUUAGGCCUUGACUUUUCACUUUUCAGAUUCUGAGCAGAGCACUGGGUCGGACUCCGAGGUGCUCACUGAGCGGACCUCCUGCUCCUUCAGCACUCACACUGACCUGGCUUCUGGUGGUGCAGGCCCAGUGCCUGCUGCCAUGUCUACCAUGGAGGAGAUUCAGGUAGAGUUACAAUGUGCUGAUCUCUGGAAGAGGUUCCAUGAUAUUGGAACGGAGAUGAUCAUCACCAAAGCAGGCAGGAGGAUGUUUCCUGCCAUGAGAGUGAAAAUCACUGGCCUAGAUCCACACCAGCAAUACUACAUAGCAAUGGACAUUGUGCCAGUGGACAAUAAAAGAUACAGAUAUGUGUAUCAUAGCUCCAAGUGGAUGGUGGCUGGCAAUGCUGACUCCCCUGUGCCUCCAAGGGUUUAUAUACACCCGGAUUCCCUAGCUUCUGGAGACACCUGGAUGAGGCAGGUGGUUAGUUUCGACAAACUCAAGCUGACCAACAACGAACUGGAUGAUCAAGGACAUAUCAUUCUGCACUCUAUGCAUAAAUACCAGCCUCGAGUCCAUGUGAUCCGCAAAGACUUCAGCAGCGAUCUUUCACCCACCAAACCUGUGCCCAUAGGGGAUGGGGUGAAAACAUUCAACUUUCCUGAGACUGUGUUCACCACAGUCACAGCCUAUCAGAACCAGCAGAUCACCAGAUUGAAAAUUGACCGAAACCCCUUUGCUAAAGGAUUCAGAGAUUCUGGAAGAAACAGAACUGGACUUGAAGCCAUCAUGGAGACAUAUGCAUUCUGGAGACCUCCUGUACGCACACUGACUUUUGAGGACUUCACCACCAUGCAAAAGCAACAAGGGGGCAGUACAGGUACUUCCCCAACCACCUCCAGCACUGGGACACCGUCCCCUUCGGCUUCUUCUCAUCUCUUAUCUCCAUCCUGUUCUCCUCCAACUUUUCAUUUGGCCCCCAAUACUUUCAACGUGGGCUGUCGAGAAAGCCAGCUGUGUAAUCUAAACCUCUCUGAUUAUCCACCAUGUGCCCGAAGCAACAUGGCUGCCUUACAGAGCUAUCCAGGGCUGAGUGACAGUGGCUACAACCGGCUCCAGAGUGGCACGGCUUCAGCCACUCAGCCCUCCGAAACCUUCAUGCCUCAGAGGACUCCAUCUCUGAUCUCAGGAAUACCAACGCCUCCCUCGUUGCCUAGCAACAGCAAGAUGGAAGCCUAUGGUGGCCAGUUGGGGUCCUUCCCCACUUCCCAAUUUCAGUAUGUCAUGCAGGCAGGCAAUGCAGCCUCCAGUUCCUCAUCACCACACAUGUUUGGUGGUAGCCACAUGCAGCAGAGCUCCUACAAUGCCUUCUCCCUUCACAAUCCCUACAAUCUGUAUGGAUACAAUUUCCCCACCUCCCCCAGGCUAGCUGCAAGCCCAGAAAAACUGAGCGCAUCUCAAAGCACUUUACUCUGUUCUUCUCCCUCCAAUGGGGCCUUUGGAGAGAGGCAGUACCUGCCCACGGGAAUGGAGCAUGGCAUGCACAUGCUCAGCCCUUCAGCUAAUAAUCAGCAGGCUACCAACACCUGUGAUGGCCGGCAGUAUGGGGCAGUCCCUGGCUCCUCCUCCCAGAUGUCAGUACACAUGGUUUAAAGAGCAGUCCAAACUCCAUGGAGGUGAUGGCAGUCAAGACUCCAGAAUCUCUGUGGGUGGGUCUUCCUCUGGGAACCCUGUGCCUUGGGAAUAUAGGAAUUGUGCAUUUGUUUUUGUUUUUGUUUUUGUUUUUUCUGGAUAAGGAAAACAGAGAACACCCAUAAAUACCACUGAAGGAUCCUUGGAGUGCAUCAUCCAUAACUCAGUGGUCAUUCUUCUGCCUUCCAAAAACUCUUAGUUUUAUAAAAGCAUUGUGUAUGACAGAGUGGCCUUGAAGAGACUGAACAAUCAUUUUAUAAUAAUGUUGAAGGAGAUGCUAACAUGUAGCAGCCAAGAAAAUUACACAUACAUACAUAACAGACAUACAAACAUACAUACAUACAUACAUACAUACAUGAAUUUAUUCAUGCACACACAUCACACAUGCUUACACAAAGUAAUACAAAUACAAACAUUCUACACACUGACUCUUAACUGGGUGAACUCUAUGAAAGGAGGCCCAGAGUGGGUGCUUUCACCAAAAAUUUGUCUGCCCUAGAUGGAUUGGGUCAUCAUUAGCCAUUAGCCUUUCUCCCUUGCAGCUUACCAUGUUUCUGGAAUGAACCGUUCUAGUGUACCCUACAACCUCUCCACAUCACUGGUGGAAAGACAUCAGUGGUACAACUGGACUUGGCUUCCUGAGAAAGAUUGCUGUUAAACUUUUGCCUCUCUUCAUACGGCAUGCCAUCACUGAUGUUCUAAUGGUGUCUGUGGAAGGACAGGGUGAGAAAAGCUGGGAGAGAGAAAGAGAAUUGAGAGCAGGAGAGAGUGGACAGCAAGACUGAGAAGAUGUGAACAAAUGAGGAGAAUUAAUUCACCAAGGAGAAUUGUUUGGGUUUGUUUAGCCCCUAAAGUUAUAGAAAGAAUGUGUUAUUGGAGAUUAAGCCUCUUUGGGACCCAGCUUAUAGUCAAGGGUACCAAUGAAAAGGGCUAGGACAAGAAAUGCUUGAUUCCACAGCUCUGACGGUAACGGCCCAGGAGAGAGUAGUGCUGCUCCAUGGCAUGCACCCCAGCAUGAUGAGGGAAACGGAUCUGGAGAAUGAAGAAUGAUUUUAUCUCCCACGUGAUACCAAAAACAGUCGUGGAAGACAGGCUUGGCCUCAAAUCCAAAGCACUGACCUGGACAAUAUGUCCCUGGUCCUAUGCAAGAGAAACCCUAACACACCAGAGAGAAUUGUGGAUGGGUCUUCUUACCCCCUUUCUACCUGCCUGUAGCUCUCCAUUUUGAUCAAAUAGUUCAUUGCAUUCUGAAGUUUGGGGAUUAUGUUUUCUUUCCUCUUCCUUUCAAAUCCUUUAAUGAUAAGAAAACAAGUGAAGCUUGCUGCAAGCUAAAAUUUUUAAAUGAUGUGGAAACGCAAAUGAUACCAAGUAAGAGAAUACAGAUAUUAUUAAGAAUUUUUUUUUUUUGGUUUUGAGGUGUUGUAGAUAAAUGUAUUUAUAUGCCUAGUGGGGUAUUCAAUAUUAUGAAUAUUAAAAAGGGGGCAAUAAAAGGGUAUGUAAAAUAUGUAUGAAGAAAAGGUGUAUAAAAGUUUGCCCUUAAGCACGGAACUGUUUCUGAGUGCCAAGCACAGAAAGCCGCUAAAUAAAAUCUUUGCAAUUGUUU